CGUCAAAAUCAAAUUGACAAUUCGCCGCUCGGUUGAUCUCGCGACGCGGAAUACGAUAGUUUCAAAGAACGCUUAACCUUUAAAUUUCAAGAAAUUAUUGUUUUGGUUAUUUACCAGAAAAGCAUCAUGAGUUUAGCAACCAGUAAUACUAAUGCAGCAAGUGGAAUCCCAGAUAAACACUGGCAGCCUCCAUUUGUUGUUCUUGAAACUUCAAUGGGCGAAAUCGUUGUUGAGCUGUAUUGGAAACAUGCCCCUAUUACCUGCAGAAACUUUGCAGAAUUGGCAAGAAGGGGAUACUAUCACAACACAAAGUUCCACAGAAUCAUUCGAGAUUUUAUGAUACAAGGUGGAGAUCCCACUGGUACAGGAAAAGGUGGCAUGUCCAUCUAUGGAGAAUGCUUUGAUGAUGAAAUUCAUGAAGACUUGAAGCACACAGGAGCAGGAAUAUUAUCCAUGGCAAAUUCUGGACCAGACAGUAAUGGGUCUCAAUUCUUCAUUACCUUAGCUCCAACGCAAUGGCUUGAUGGAAAACAUGCUAUUUUUGGAAGAAUAUACAGUGGCAUGCCAAUUGUACAAAGAAUAGGAUUGGUGGAGACAGAUAAAAAUGACAGACCAAUUGAUGAUGUUAAAAUAAUAAAAGCUCAUGUUAAAAACCCAUAAGGUCAAAAUUGUAAAUUAUAUAAAUAUUAUAUAA
Molecule: messenger RNA, 694 nt
Organism: Trichogramma pretiosum
Lineage: Eukaryota; Metazoa; Arthropoda; Insecta; Hymenoptera; Trichogrammatidae
Gene: Cypl
Product: peptidyl-prolyl cis-trans isomerase-like 1
Exons: 3
Coding region: 127-660 (177 amino acids)
Biological process (GO): protein folding; protein peptidyl-prolyl isomerization
Cellular component (GO): catalytic step 2 spliceosome
Molecular function (GO): peptidyl-prolyl cis-trans isomerase activity
Source: RefSeq, a predicted model, not a curated record